Porites lobata is the source of this 6694-nucleotide messenger RNA. Lineage: Eukaryota; Metazoa; Cnidaria; Anthozoa; Scleractinia; Poritidae. The record is from the annotation of a GenBank genome assembly.
GGUUACUAAGCCUCAUGCAAAGUCAUUCUCUGUUCACAACUUUUAUUUCUUCUUGGCUGUUUUUCUUCCGCUCAUAAAAAGAAUCUUAAAAACCAAACAGAUAUGUCGGGGGGUUCGUAUGAUAGAGCAAUAACCAUAUUUUCACCUGAUGGGCAUCUUUUUCAAGUAGAGUACGCCCAAGAGGCGGUGAAGAAAGGUUCAACCGCGGUAAGCUUAUUUUUUGAAAUCUUUUCGUCUUUUUUAGUGACUCUCGCAUUUGAUGUCCGCAUCUGAUAGCGAUUUCAUUGAAAAAUCAUUGACAAACCCUUGUUUUAAAGGUUGGAGUCCGCGGCAAAAAUAUUGUCGUCCUCGGAGUGGAGAGAAAGGCGGUCGCUAAACUCCAAGAACCACGCACUGUUAGAAAAAUUUGCACUCUGGAUGACCACGUUGUCAUGGCUUUUGCAGGUAAUAAAAGUUAGGAUUUCUUAAGAAAAAAAUGAGUUAAAAAGCUCUCAGUUAAUGGUUCCUCGUUAAUUUGUGUUGUAGGUUUGACAGCGGACGCUAGAAUUUUAGUGAAUAGAGCCCGUGUAGAAUGUCAAAGCCACAAACUUACCGUUGAAGAUCCUGUUACUCUAGAGUACAUUACAAGAUAUAUUGCGACCUUAAAACAGGUAAAUAAGUUUAUGUUUUGUUAAGGUUUCUACCUAAUCAAAGUUCUGUUUUUUGGAGAAUAUAAGAACACCCGUGGUCUAGUCACGUGGUAGAGCUAUUAAUAUACGAAAAAUUCAACCUCUGAAGUCGUCAAUCCCAUAUGGUCUAGUGGUUAGGAUCCGGCGCUCUCACCGCCGUGGCCCGGGUUCGAUUCCCGGUGUGGGAACGACGAUACUUAUUUUUCUUUUUCUCUUUUUCUACUUCAUUUUUCCUCUUAAUUGUUUUGGUUACUGAUUUUGAUGUUAAAACCAUACUGUUUUUUGAAGAAAAAAAAAAUCCAGGUUGAUUUGUGGAAGGAACCAUAAAUACAUAUGAUACCUUUUUUGUAUAGUAAACACGACAUAUUGGUAUUAAUGUAUCAGUCAAAUCGAAGCUUCAACAUGCCCCCCCCGCCCCCCGUACAUACCCCGGGUAUUUGACACCUUUGCUGUCCCCGGGAGGAGGGAAUUUGAUUAUCAGAGUCUUCCAGGGGGUGGGAGAUUUGAACUGCACCCUCGAUUUCAUGUAAAAUCUUUGGCCUGGCGAGCUAUCAUGGGCGACUCGGUGUUAGAGGAUUUUCGUGGAAAAGAUUGUGCCUUUGUGGUCAGCUGGUUAGGAGGAAAGGGCUUAAACAAGCUUUGUGCCGUAUUUGAAGUAUUUAAAUUUUAAGAUUUUUAAUAUUGGAUUCAGGCUAUGAAUGUAUGAAUGUAUUUUAUUGUUGUGUUUACAAUGAAAUACAAUACCUAUACCGACGAUUCAAUACAACAACAUAAAAUAAAAUAAAAAGCUCAGGUCAACUACUUUGACCUACUGCAAGUAUGUUAAUAAGGUGAGCGAUAAUGCAUGUCAGUGAAAUGGUCAUGAUGUAGUAAUCUCAAUAGGUGGGAUUUUUUUAUAGAACGCUUUGUACGUUGCAUGACGAAAAAAAGUUAAGCAUUCAGUUACCUUGUAGCAGCGAUUUCCGCCGCUUUGCACGAGACUUUUGUUCGUAGUAAAUAUGCUAACAGUGUUUCUCAGUUUUUGUUAUAUUUAUAAAGAUUUUGUUCCACAACUGAAGGCGUUUCCACCGUCUUUCUGUCAUUUAUGUGCCUGUGAAAUGUCCCCGGGGUGGGGGCAUUUGAUCACCUGAAUGGACCCUAGUGUGGGGCAUUUGAGUGGCAUUUUGGCCCGGGAAGGGGGGAAUUUGAACAAUAAUUUUCAAAAAAGUCAUAUGCCUGGGGGGUUGCCCAGGGGGGGGGGGGGCAUGUUGAAGCUUCGAUUUGACCGAUACAUAACCCUUUACCGUCAAAGUGCUUAUUAGCAAACUCAGUUUCCAGACAAUGGUAUCACUUAAAAAUUUCAUUUUUUAAUAAGGAUUUUUUUUUUACUUUCUUUUUUUUUCUGACAGCUGUUGUGUAAUGUUAUAGUUGGCGUAUAGACCCCUGCUUCACAGCCUAGCCCUGCCUGCUAUUGCUAUUCUUUUUUCUACUUUUGUAUGUUACUGAAUACAUGUAUGAACUAGAGAUUACAACAUUUUUAUUUUAUUGUAAGUAUAUUGCUGAAAGCAGAUUUUGGGCUCUAAAACAUCAGAGGAACAAUAAACUGACAUACAUGUAAAUUUGGGUCAAUGAAUGGUUGUGGGAUAAAGGACUACAAUCAUGAUAUCUUUUUGAUUUGGUUCUUAAUUGGCCAAUUACAGUCACAUGAAAAUAAUUUGAAACUCUUUGUGUGUGCCACAAUGUGCAAAUCUUAGUGCAAUUAGAAGGACACAGUAAGAGUUUUAUGAUUUGAAAUUUGAAUAACAAUGCAAAAAUAUGCAUGCAUUUAAUCAUUGAUAAACAACAUACACAUUUGUGAUCAGGGAUCCCAAAAAAUUACAGGCAACCCAAAGAUUAGUGUCCUACUCACUUUGGGGCUUGUGGCAAUAAAAUAAUUACUAAUUAAUAAUUUAUUAAUUGUUAUUUUUAACAUUUAACAAGUUGCUUAAAUGAUUUUUUAAAAGCGCUACACCCAAAGCAAUGGUCGCCGUCCAUUUGGCAUUUCUACACUUAUUGUUGGGUUUGACUAUGAUGGUACUCCACGCCUUUACCAGACAGAUCCCUCUGGAACAUAUCAUGCUUGGAAGGUGACUAUCUCCUUGACUAUUUUAAGACAGCUUGGUACUCUGCACCAUUUUCAUUAAUUAUUAUUAUUACCGGUAUUAUACAUUAUACUCACUAUCUCUCCUCUCAUUGGCUAAGAUCCUACAGUUAGUUUUGGAAAUUAGCACAACCUAUUUAGUUAUCUGCCCGCUGAUUAGUGACUAAACUGUAGGUUGGGACCGCAAUGCAUGAUUUCCAAGAGCAAUCUCAAACUGUGUUCCAUUUGAUGCUGUGUUUAUCCGUAUUUUCUUCAAAACAAUGUUCAAUAAGACAAUUAUUAGAUUCAUGUUUUGUGAUAUCGAGAAUAAUCAAUCCAUGGUUGGAUUUAGGAGUGGGCCAAGGCAUUUAUGGCAAUCUUAUCUCAGUCACUGUCAACAACAACAGUCCUAUUCAGGACUAUGUUCACCCGAACAAUCAAACUCAACCUAUCUCUGAAAUGUUGAAAAAAAAUUUUUUUUGAGUAAAAUAUAUAAUGCAGUUAAAUCUCAGUUAAGUGACCUCCUAUUUAGAUAGAUAGAGAUAUAUGGUUUAUUAAGCGGUCUCACUCUAUGAAGUGGCCAGUUUAAAGUCCAAAAAUAAUAAUUGUAAAAAAGAUUUGUAAUUGUAACUUCUAUUAAAUGACCACCUCAAUCAAGUGGCUCUGGUAACUUGAUGUUCUGGACCCCUCCCCCUUACUGUAACUGACGUUUACUGUAACUGCUGAUGAUACUCUCUGAUCUUUAUUUUGUUCAUGUUUUGUCUCGGUAGGCAAAUGCCAUUGGCCGCAGUGCAAAAACUGUUCGUGAAUUUUUAGAGAAACACUACACAGAUGAAGUAGCUGACUCAGACGAUGAGACCAUUAAACUAGCCAUUAAAGCUCUGCUUGAGGUAUGUAGAGAUGAGCUUGAUGUCUUUGGUAACUUACAACUUAAUCUAACAAGCAUAACAGAGGAGGUCCAGGGAUUUUGGUGAAGGUUUCCAGAUUGAAGUUUACACCAUUGAAGGUGUAAUCAUUCCACCCUUACAGGCUGUUACACUUCCGAGCGCAUUUACUCGAAUAGGCGUCACUUUACAGGGCUCAAAAUAACGGCCAGUCAAUGGACAAUGUCCGGCCAGAAUGGCGUCUUGACCGGCCAAAUGCUCCACUGACUGGUCAUGUUAUUGGUCACGCAGACUCUUAUUCUUGAACAAACAGCCAAAUCUUUUCCUGAAAAUCUUUUUGACUAAUCUUUCAGACACAUGAAGGUGUCAUAAUGAAAUGCUUACAGGUGCAUGUUAUUUCCAGGUUGUACAAUCAGGAGGGAAGAAUAUUGAACUUGCAGUUAUGAGAAAGGGGGAAACUCUUAAGGUAAUCAGUAACAAGUAUCGGUAGUUGUCUUCGUGAAUGAACAUGAAGGUUCGUAGAUUGUGACGACCUUCAUUUUUUCUGGCCUGAACUUAAGCCCAGUCAUCAUUCCUUAUCCUUUAACAUUUCAAAAGUGUGUGUAAUGUCCGGCAGAUUAACAAUCAGUAAUAAACUCGAAUCCCCUGUAAGCGACUACCCAAAAUGCUAAGAGUUAAUAGGGAGCUUAAGCGACGGCGACGGCGACGGCUACGAAAACGUCACUUAAAAAGUGAACUCGCGCUGCCUCAAACUUUAUGGCGCUUAUCAUUUCCAUCUCGUUCAAUUCCUCAAAUGACGUCAAAUAUUUUUGGAGUUAAAUUCUAAAGGACUGUAUCAAAGUUCAGGAAAAGAAAUAGAAAGUUGUUGUCGUGUGUUCCCGUCCUCGACAAACAUGAAAUUAGGCACUUUCAAGUUGUAGUCGUGCAACGACGGCUAAGAAAUGUACAAAAAUGGUGAUGCACGUGCAAAGUUGUUGUUGUGCCAAUCUAAACGGUUAAACUAUUGCGUUUCUGAGAGUCGAACAUCACAGGAUCUCUCUCCCACGUGAAGAGGUCUGAACACAUCUUCUACUUGGAAGAAGUGUAUUUCCAUGUUGUCACUUAAAGUUCUUUGUAUACUCUGAAUGGUGUGUAGUAUAGAGCGAACUUAGAGAAAAAGAAAUGCGUCAAGUAGUAGCUUUCAAAGGUUCAGAAAAAUCAUAUUUCGAGUAACAACAACUUGCCGCUCAUAACGUCACCCCAAAAGCGUUAAGUUUCUUAAGGUGAUGGAGAGUAGUCGCGUUCCUUUUCGAGGGGUGGUCGCUUUAAUAGAGAGCAGAAGUCGUUACGUCACGUUGCCAUAGUAGCACAAUUUUUGGAUGACAACAAACCGGUUAAGCCACUUAAAAGUCUAUUCGCACUUUUUCGAACUUCACCCAUCUUAUUCACUUUCAUUAAAAUUGGCAAAUCGUGGCGCAAUUUUCUUUGGGACCUUAUCUACCUAUCGUUAUUCAAAUUUUAGAAAAAGAAAGCGAUAAUUUUUGUGUUGUGCUCACCUACUCCAUAAAGCGGGCUCGUGAAAUUAGGAAGUUUCAUGUCGUAGUGGUGCAACGCCGGCAAAGAAAUGUACAAAAUAGCGUGAUGCACGUCUAAAGUUGUUGUUUGUUAAUUUAAACAAAUUAUUUUUGCCGUUCUCCUUGCCGUCGCCGUCGUCGUUGGUUUUGUUGUCAUCCAGAAAUAGUGCUUCCAUGGUAACGUGACGUCACACUUCUCCUCUCUAUUGCCUUGUCCCUGUACGGCGUUUUCCCAGUCCCUCUCGGUCAAUUCACUUCGGUGAAGUAUCUGAGGCGAACGGGCGGGAAACACUGGUCUUGUAAACAUGAGCUGACUCACUUUUGUGGAUUUUUGUGUGGGCCUCACAUUUUUGCUUGGACCACAUGACCCAAAACGUUUUGGCCGCACGGAAUAAUGAGGCUUGGGGACUAGGCGAGUCGUUUACGUGAGAUUGAAACUAUAGUAAUUUGUCUGGGAAAAUUUUGAUAUUUUGGAUCGUUGCCGGCUUAGGGAGGUGGUCGCUUAUAAUAGGCGGUCGGAUAUGAAGGUUCGGCUGUAAUUACACUUGCCACCACAGGCGACGCUUCCCCGUGAAUUAGACCAAAGUUUCAUGGUCCGUCGCUAGGGCUUAAACCUCCCACGCAGACGUUCUCAGGGUGUUGUGCAAGUCUAGUUUUUUCAUUCCAUCUCUUCACUGAAACCUUUAGUGGUACAGUGAAAGGCUCUGGAUUCAAGAAUCAUUUUUUCUCUCUUGCAGAUUUUACAGCCAGAAGAAGUCGACAAAUUUGUAGAAGUCAUCGAAAAAGAAAAAGAAGCAGAAGCAGAAAAGAAAAAGAAAGAAAAGGCCUCAGGAUCAGCUAAAUAAAAAAAAAAACAAUAACUUGGACAGUUUUUUUGUAUUUUUCAUUGACAGCCUUAGGCUUGAGUUACCAAGCAACAACAGGAGUUAACCAAAUUCAACACUUCAAGGGAGUUUGAGACUCAUUGAAGUCAUGCAAGAGUGUCGUAAUAUUGGAUUUUUGCCGAUUCAAAUUAUUUAAGCUAUUUGAAUCUUGGAGAGACUGGGAGGCUAAUGGCGGGGAUUAAAACUCUUGUUAACUUUCAAGUCCUUUGAACUUCUGUGAGCCUUGUUUCGUUUGACUUACUAUGAGAUGAGAGCGAAUAGGUGGUACCUAAAAGAAUGCAUUUUUGUAACCUCUUGUUGCAACAAGAACUGACUCAGGUCAACUUCUUUACUAUUGUGUCUUUUACUUGCUCUUAUGAUCCUGUGCGCAAAAUAAAACUUAACAAAAAGAAACAAUGUGAUCGAUGUUUUUUUGUUUUACUUCUUCGGGUUCACUUCUUUAUUCUUGAUACAUGUAUAUCGAGAGUUUGCACGUGGGGUCACAGAUUUCUGCAUGACUAAACUGAGAGAAUUAGAAAGUCCUAUUCCGUAGAAUUUUGCACAGCAAAAGAUGGGAAUUAAACGGAAAAAAGGUUCCACUUUUCAAUCUUACGAUGCGUAUGUGGCG